Boeremia exigua is the source of this 1155-nucleotide messenger RNA. RefSeq lists its product as uncharacterized. Bases 1 to 1155 code for a protein of 384 amino acids. The record is from RefSeq and is a predicted model, not a curated record. The transcript has a single exon. Lineage: Eukaryota; Fungi; Ascomycota; Dothideomycetes; Pleosporales; Didymellaceae.
AUGGCUCGUGGAACGCGUGUACUCCUUCUAGCAAUCCUUACGAUACUCACCAUCUGGUUGCUUCUCACCGCGCGCAACUUCGUCCCGUCACCUCAACACCAGGCUUUGGCCCCAGCAAAUGCAACUCUUGGCUUCGGCACCAUCCUAGCCGUUUCCCGCCCGCACUCCCGACGCCGCCCAGGACUCCUCUGGGCAGCAAACCUGACUGACGUUGAGAUCGUCAUACCUUCCCAGCCAGUAUGGUCAGACGCUGAUCUCGAUGCGCUCCUUCACGAGUCAGAAUCCGCGAUCUCAAAGGGAAGUGCAAGGGCGUGGCUCGGGCACCUCAACGCCCUGCGAUCGUUCCUUGAGACUGACAAAGUAACUGCACUCAUCAUUGAAGACGACGUAGACUUCGACAUCAGCAUCCGCAGUCACCAGAUCCCUCUGCUUGCCUCCAGCAUCCGCGCUCUACUCCGCAAUGCGUCGGCCGUCCACACAGCACCCUACUGGGGUGACGACAAAGACUGGGAUCUGCUGUACCCAGGCCAUUGCGAUGACGCGCUCCCAACCGAAGCGAAUCCACUCCUCUCACAUGCUCACCUAAUGUAUACCGACACUACAGUCCCGUUCCACUCGCUCUUGCACCCAGACACGUCUAACUUUCUUGCCUCCAUGCGCAUUCCGGAAUCCACACGCCUGGUUCACCGUUCGUUUGCGCCGUUCUGCACGUUCGCGUAUGCGGUGACUCGGCGGGCUGCUGAGCGGUUCGUGAGUGAGUACACGACGGCGAAGCAUGGUGCGGAUGCGUUCGACGUGCAGCUGUUGAUGGCAUGUCGCAACGGACUACAGUGCUUCAGCGUGGCCCCGGAGCUAUUUCACCAUAUUGACGGGGCCAGUGUGAUUGCGUCAGUGAACACUGGUGUAGACGAAGGGGUGAGUGAGUUUGGAGGCUACGAGAUGGCGAGGUUGGGGAAGGGGUCGUGGAAUGUGCGGUGUGGAGCUCGGCACAGGCAGUUGUGGAUCGACGAGAAGGACGGUAGUGCCAGGGAGGAGGCAAAGAGUAUGGUAAGGGGGAUGCUAGGACGAGGAGAGGCAGAGUGCCCGAUUGAUUUGGUCAGAGCGGAAAGGAGCUGGAAAGGGUGCGAGUGGGGCGAAUGCGGAGCGCAAUCAUAA